Molecule: messenger RNA, 3115 nt
Organism: Phaeodactylum tricornutum CCAP 1055/1
Lineage: Eukaryota; Bacillariophyta; Bacillariophyceae; Surirellales; Neidiaceae
Exons: 1
Coding region: 32-3115 (1027 amino acids)
Biological process (GO): dephosphorylation
Molecular function (GO): phosphatase activity
Source: RefSeq, a predicted model, not a curated record
UAGUGUGGAACAUACUGCCAUUGUCAUCGUGAUGAGUACCGACAAGGGCUUAGUACCUUUAACGGGUGAGGAGUGUGAUCCCUUGCAAGUGGCUCUGGACGAUGCACAGCAAUGGAUGAACGAGUUUGACGUUGACAGCGGUCCCGCGAUUGACGGAUUCGCCAUUGACAGUGACGACGACGACGACGACGAAGUAGGCACGGUAGAUAUUCCUUUGGACGACGAGACGGAUGCAGUCGUCAACCCGAGUCGACGGGAAAGCAAUACCACCAAGAAUAGUACUAGUACUGGUAGUACUAGUGGAAACGGAACCAGCGUUGGUGCGGGAACGAACGUCGGGACGGAACUUGAUUCGACCUUACUGCAUCCGUUGAGUGAUGAUUUCCUCCAAUCCCGAGACUCGUCCUUGGGAAUGAAUACGGAAAACGCGAGCAACAACAAUACUACGAUUGGGACGGAACGAUUGGUCGGGGCCUCCCCUUCGCCGUCGUCGACCUUCUCGGAUGGUUUGAAUCCCCACGGUACGGGAGAUGCCAACAACAUCCAAACGACGACACCCAAUCACGCCAGUAUGGGAAAUAUCCAUCCGACGCAUGCCGCUCAAUCACUCCACACCACUACGGGAUACUCGGCAUCGUCGUCUCCUCACUCUACCGCUGCUUCCAUGGACGUUUGGAAAUCACACACUACCCGCUUGGCGUCGAAUUUUGUCCAUUUGGCAACGCGUGCAGCCAGUCAGGUAGCUCACGCGGCAACGUCUACCAAUCAAGCGUCGUCGCAGGGAUAUUCCACGACGAUGGGUACUGGUGGUGGAGUGUACGACGCUCCCUCGGCAAUCCACACGGGGCCGUCGAAACAGCCCGUCCCGUCCGGGUACAGUCCCAGCGUCACGGGAACGUCUCCGAGAGUCCCGCCGUCCCACGCGGCCUCGACCAACGGGACAAUCCCUGCCGGAGCUAACAACAACACUAGCAUCAACAGCAUGCCGUCUUCUCUGCCGGUCGUCGAACUCGACAAGGAGCAAAAGGAAUUGCUCGUACAAACCCACGUGGGUGAUCUACUCCCGGGAGAAAAGAUUAUCAUGUUUCUGUCCAAUCUUUUACACGUCAGUGAUUCCUCCGGCUUUACCUACAGCCACCAAACGGAACCCUCCACCACUUGGUUCUGCGCCAUGACCUAUUAUCGGUUGCUGUUGUUCGGGACGCAUCCAAUCUCGUUGCCCUCCAAACCAGCCGACUGGAACGGUAGCGCCUGGCCGCGGUACAGUUCCGGUUCGCACAAACCCGCCUUGUGGCAGAUACCGUUAUCCGCCAUUGACAAGGUGGAUAAAUCCGUCUUUAGUGCGACCGCAUCCCAUACCACCAACCCGACGACUCUCAUGGGUCUCGCCCUGCUCGGCAAAGACGGACGAGUCCUGCGCUUUACGACUCCCAGUUACGCGGACACCCUGCGAGCGCACGAGGCCCUGCAAACGUACGCCUUUCCAGGCCGACGCAAUUUGGGUUAUCUCUUUGCCUUUGAAAGCAAACGGGAGGCGGUUUUGGCCAGUGUCACUACGGACGCAACGACCGGGACGCAGGCCGUCACGUUGCCACCGACCCGCAAACGCUUCGACGCGGUUCCGGAAUUUGAACGGCAGUUCCGGAAAGGGUCCGUCCCCUGGACGAUCUGGCAGAAUUUGAACGUAUCCUACCAGACGUGCGGGAGUUAUCCGGACGUUCUGGUGGGCCCAGCCGCCUUGGACGACUCCCAACCGGAUGGCCAGAGUAUUAUUCGACAGUGCGCGGCGUUCCGAUCGGAGCAUCGUUUACCCGCAUUGACGUGGAGUUCUGGUAUCGACGGGGCCUCCUUGUGGCGGGCUUCGCAACCCAAAAUUGGGUUGCAGGGCAAUCGCAGUGCGGCGGACGAGCUGUUCCUCCAACACGUGUUGGAAUCGGCGCGUUCCGCCAACGCCGUUUCGACCCAGUCACCGAAGCACUGGGACAAUUUCACCCGUGUUACCCUGCAAGCGCUCACGGGCAAGACGGAUCUGCAGCCCUUCUUGCCGGAUCCCAACGUGGGUCUCAAGAUUCUGGAUUUGCGACCCCGCAGUGCCGCCAUGGCCAACCGCACCGGUGGAUACGGAUACGAGAACGUAUCCAACUAUGCCGGUACGACUUUGCAAUUUUGUAACAUUGGCAACAUCCACGCCGUCCGGGAUGCCUACCAAAAAGUGACGGCGCUCUGUACGAACAGCAACGUGGCGGAUGUGCAGUGGAACGCUUUGGUGGAGGAUACAAAAUGGUUGAGUCACCUGCGUAUUAUUCUGUCGGCCAGCUGGGAAGCCGCGUACUGGAUACACGUACACCGUUUGCCGGUAUUGAUGCACUGUUCGCACGGCUGGGAUCGCACCAGUCAAGUGGCCGUUUUGACGCAAUUGUUGCUGGAUCCGUACUACCGGACUCGGGAAGGCUUUGCCUGUGUGGUGGAAAAAGAUUUUAUGAGUUUCGGUCACCCUUUCCAUACGCGGUGUGCGCACGGUGAAGGCCGCGGCAACGAAGACACCAAAACGACCAGUUCCGAUGAGGGGCAAAUAUCUCCCAUUUUUCUGCAAUUUCUCGAUUGCGUGUACCAGAUCGUUUCGUUAUAUCCGGAAUGUUUCGAAUUCAACACGAAAUAUCUGUUGUUGCUGAGCGAGCACGUGUACAGUUGUCGGUUCGGUAGCUUCUUGUGCGACACGGAGCGGGAACGAGAAAUGGUGGCGGGCAUUCGACAACGUACACAUUCGGUGUGGGAUUAUUUGGAUGGCCGGGAUGAUCUAUUGUCGCCCUUGUACGAUUCGACGGUGGCCGACGGGGUUUUGCUCAUGCCUCUACCGACCCUGCUGCGACACGUGUCGUUGUGGACCGAUCGUCACUGCCUCCACGGACCGAAAUCGACCCAGCGGUGGUGGCCCACGGGGUUGUAUAAACCCGUCAACCCCGAAGCGAAUCAAGAAUCGAGCGCAUUGGAAACCAAAGAAGAAAUGGCCCAGUGGAUGUGGAAUACGGGGGUAAACGCCAGUGUCGGGUCCACGUCCACAGCACCGGCGGCGGCGGCGACGGAACCGUCGUUGACGUCUGGUAGUAUCGAAUAA